UGUGCUAUAAAGAAUAUGCCAAUAAUCAAGCAAAGGAGAACAAUACGCAUUUCUCUGCUGCCAAACAGAUGGCGUCACCACAAUGCAGAUGCGGCUUUAGACAGUUCUCAUCCGUUUUGAUUGUUGGAUGUUCGGUGCUGUUAAUGUUGACGGUUUUGAAGAUAAUAGGCGACAGGCCGCAAAUGUGUAAAUACAGUGUUCCUGAUAAAAUCCCAACAAAGCCGAAAAAAGAGGCACCAUUGCCACCCAAUGCCCGCCAAUUGGGAUCCGAAGAUAAAUCUUUGCUAAGGACAGCCCAAAUAGGAAAGCAUCAUUAUUCUCACGACACAGACACCGUUCUCGACCCAGGGGCAAUCAGACCAUUCCCUACCCUCCCGUCUUACCCGCUGAAACCCGGCGGAGCAGGGAGACAUUACAACCCCGGUGUACUUUUGUCAUUUUUCCAAUCGGAACUCACGGCUGAAGAUAAAGAAAUCUUUACAAAUAUACUAGGUACCAUAGACAGGGUAUGCAGGGAGAACAAUAUCACCUAUUUCAUGUCUGCGGGCACCUUGCUCGGGUCAUACAGACACCAUGGUAUGAUACCAUGGGAUGUUGAUGCUGACAUUCAUUGCAGCGUCCACGGUAAGGCGAAACUGACGGAGGCAUUUUCAAAACAUGCUCCAGACUAUGUUGUUCAUACCCCGCUCCACACCCGCUACCCGGGGUUACUGAAGGUCUAUUACAAGCGGUCAAAUAUCACGGUGGACGAGUGGAAAUGGCCAGCAGUCGACAUAUUCCUGUACGCGGAAAACGAAACACAUAUUUGGGAUAUUCCUGGUAACCUAAGCGGAACCGAAGUACCUCGCCCACUCAACCCCAGCUCGAGUAAACUUUACAAGACAUUCGAAAAAAAGUCAUAUUUCCUCUCCACAGGCGUCCUUUUGGUAACAUCCUUCUCUACGCACCUCGAGACUCUUUUGCCUAUCUGA
Lingula anatina is the source of this 971-nucleotide messenger RNA. RefSeq lists its product as uncharacterized. NCBI's taxonomy places the organism in Eukaryota, Metazoa, Brachiopoda, Lingulata, Lingulida, Lingulidae. The record is from RefSeq and is a predicted model, not a curated record.